GCCCCUACAGUGCUCAGCGUUGUUUAGGGACAUUAGGAAGAUGGCGGCUGCCCCGCUCUACUGUGUCUGCCGGCAGCCCUAUGAUGUUAACCGGUUUAUGAUCGAAUGCGACAUUUGUAAAGACUGGUUCCACGGCAGUUGUGUUCAGGUAGUGGAGCACCAUGCUGCUGAUAUCGAUGUCUAUCACUGUCCCAACUGUGAGCCCAUCCACGGACCCUCCAUGAUGAAAAAGCGUAACAACUGGCACAGGCAUGACUACACGGAGCCAAAUGAUGGCACACGCCCCGUGCAGGCAGGAACUGCUGUGUUUGUACAGCAACUCCAGGCCAGGAGCUUUGCCAGUGGCGAUGAGGUUCUGGUGCCGAUGCAUGGGAGCCAGGUUACCCAACGUUACCUGGAGAGGGAGGGCUUCAAUUAUCCCAUAGCGGUCCAUGACCUGGAUGGACUGGGGCUUAAACUGCCUCCUCCCUCAUUCUCUGUCAGCGAUGUGGAGCAUUACGUGGGUGCAAAUAAAGUAAUUGAUGUGAUUGAUGUUGCAAGACAAGCAGACAGCAAGCUCAAGCUGGGAGAGUUUGUGAAAUAUUACUACCAACCUGAACGACCAAAAGUGUUAAAUCUCAUCAGCCUGGAGUUCUCUGAUACAAAGAUGGCCAAUUUGGUGGAGGUUCCUGAAAUUGCCCAGAAGAUGUCCUGGGUGGAGAACUACUGGCCUGAUGACUCGUUCUUCCCCAAACCAUUUGUGCAGAAGUAUUGUCUCAUGGGAAUGAAAAACAGUUACACAGACUUCCACAUCGAUUUUGGAGGAACUUCAGUGUGGUAUCAUGUCCUCUGGGGAGAGAAGAUUUUCUACUUGAUCAAGCCUACCAAGGCUAACCUUGCACUAUAUGAGUCCUGGAGCUCAUCGCCCAGUCAGAGCGAAGUAUUCUUUGGGGACAAAGUCGACAAGUGUUACAAAUGUGUGGUCAAGCAGGGAACUACCAUCUUCCUCCCCACAGGUUGGAUCCAUGCAGUGCUCACUUCUCAGGACUCCAUGGCGUUUGGUGGGAACUUCUUGCAUAACUUAAACAUAGGCAUGCAGCUCAGGUGUUAUGAGAUGGAACGCAGACUGAAGACUCCAGAUCUCUUUAAGUUCCCAUACUUUGAGGCCAUCUGUUGGUAUGUGGGCAAAAAUCUUCUGGAGACCCUUAAAGAGCUGCGGGAGGAUAAAUGUCAACCUCAGGGUUAUUUGGUGGACGGGGUGAAAGCUUUAAUCUCAUCACUGAAGACAUGGCUGAGGAGGGAGUUGACUCAACCCAACAGUGAGGUUCCAGACAAUAUCAGGCCAAGCCGCCUCAUUAAAGCUCUGACCAAGGAGAUCCGCUACCUGGAGGAUGAAUCGAAUAAAGCUGGAAAAUCUCAGGGAAGUGCUGAGUGCUCUUUAACGCGCUCAUCACUGGAGAAGGGAUAUCAGGCACAGCGGGCCGCUCGGCGGCUGGGAGAACAUCAUCAUCGACACCACCAUCACCACAGCCGCAAACUGCCCUCAAACUUGGAUGUCCUGGAGCUUCAUACGCUGGAAGUAUUAAAGAGACUAGAGGUCGGACCUCUUGAGGAGGACCCAGCCUUCAGCUCCAAAGUGAAUGGCAAGUUCAAGAAAGUGUCUUCGGUGUCUGCAGUGGCUAUUGAGGGUACUCAUGACAAUGCCCUGCGCCUGGUGAUGUGUAAUGGCAAAAUUAUGCGGGAGAGGUUACCUAUCAGCAAUGUGGCAGCCAAAAUCAACGGAGUGGAAAUGUUGCAGUGCCAUCAACAUGGGAUCAAAUUGGAAAGAAUGUCGAUGUGCCAACAAGAAAAAGUGAAAAAAGAAAAGCGAGAGGAUGAAUUUAGAGUACGCUGCACUAUCAAGAAACCAGUCAAUCACGGACUAACUGUGCAGACAGAACUCGGGACAGAGUCGCCACAUGUAGCGUCUUCAGACAGUGACUCGGAGUCAGAAGCAGAAGAUUCUGCUGAGAAACACUCCGAGUCAGAGAGUUCUGAGGAAGAGGAUGGAGGAAGCAAGAGAGACUCAGGGAGUUUUGUGGAGCAUCUAAGCAGCCGGCAUCAUGGCCACCACAAGCAAGCUCUAAAACGAGAACGUCCUACCUCACCGAGCACAGAUAAUGCCAUUCAGGGCAUGCUGUCCAUGGCGGGGCUGCUGUGUCAGCAGGCGUCAGCAGGGGGUGAUAUUUUACAGCAGCACUGGUGGUCCAGUCAGGGUAACAGUAAUAGCAACAGCAGCAGUGAUGCUUGGGACAGCAGUGAACCCUGUUCGGCACCCCGCAGCCCGGAGGAAGAGGAUGGGAGUCCCAGAGACGAAUAUUCAUAUAGAGAGAGCUCACUUUCUCCUCCCCUCCACCCCUCCAAAAGACACGCCCCCAACCCAACACCCAUCAGCAACCAGGCCACUAAAGGAAAACGUCCUAAGAAAGGACAGGUGACGGCGAAACAGAGGCUUGGGAAGAUAUUGAAAAUGAGCCAUCAUAAAGGCUUAUUCCUGUAGCAUGAUGGAGGAACAAAUGAGACGUGUAAUAAAUCAACACAGCUGCUUUUCUUUAUACGCUGGGACUAUUAUCACACUCACACACACACACAUAGUUCUCUUACUCACUGUGCAUGUUUAGGUGACAGGGUAUGUUUAGUGGCUCACUUUUUUUCUUCACCAAUCACACACAACACGUUAUCCAUCAGCGCAGGGAAACGGCUUUACUUCGGACAACUUUUUAACAUCAACUGCUAAAGGUUUCAAGAGGAAGCACAGAAACGGAUGGGCAGCGUUUGUUCCUACAGCCAGGAAAACGAGCCGCAAGUGUGUAUCACGGGCUGAGGCCUCUCCUCUCCCUCACCCUACCUCUUACCACAUCUGUAGCAUGAGUGUCAAGGCCUAGCCCUCCACGGCCCGACACUGGGACUGUUCCAUUGGUCUUCGGAUUCCCCUCAAGUCAUUAUCAAUCUGCCUAGUUCUCUCUCUCCUUUGAUUGUCUCAGGCUGAUGUAUGAGCUUUUGAAAUGGUGCUGAACAUUUAUAAAUCCUUCCCAGUCCCCUCUGCCCCCUUUUAAGCAAUAAUUGUACAGCAAUGAGUGAUGUAUUGAUUUAGUGGGCUGCACUUUCAGGAUACACAGGAAGUCUUCUCAUGGCGGGAAGUAUUGGUCUGUACAGUACAACCAUCAAAGAGUGGCAAGGAUAGAACAUGAUUUUCCUUGAUUUGACAGUGUUUAUACUAUAUUUAUUGUCUUAUGGACUUUUUAUAGGGAACUCUGGGUAUGAAUGGCUUAAUAUAACGUAAAUUAAGUCCAUUACUGAAACACGUAGUCGGAAGCCCAUGAAAGAAUUGCGUUAUUUAAAAAGUCCACAUCGUUUUAUACAUAUUUUAGACUAUGGGGCCGCCAUUAUGAUAUGAAAUGAUUGCAUUCUGAGCUACUGAUGCUACCUGUUGCUAUUUUUACCUCAGCACAACUCGGAAAAUAAAAUACUCAUACGUGACCACAGCUACUGAAAGAGCUUACAGGUGGCAAUGGAUGUAUUUUUAGGCUUAAACUAAAUGUUGUACCUUCGUUUUUACUCGCAAGGAGUCUAAACGCCCCGGAUGUCGAGUGAAAUCCGCACUGAGAAACUCUUUCAUUAGCUGCAGCGUCAUGUUAAUAUUAUGCCAGAAUGGCAUCUAGCGUUUCUUGUCUCUGCCAUUUGUAAGCUUUUUCAGUAGCUGUGGUCUACUAAAAGCCUCAAAGACAUCGGGGCUUAAGUACAGAGAACAAAGACGUGGAUGUUUAGGAAGUUUUGUUCGUCCACAGGCAUCUUCCCAUUCUUUUCUCCUCUUCUUAUCACUAGGAAAAGCAGAGACGACUUGCAUCGCUUCUCUUGUUGCCCGUCGACAGAAAAUUACAACCAAAAGCCACACAAUGUGGCAUUGUAUCAGUAUUUAAUUUUCAAAGUUGUGCUGUGGUAAAAAUAGCAACAGCAGCCUUUUCACGUCAAUGAAAUAAUGGUGCCCCCAUAGUCGCAAAAUAUGUAUAAAACGAUGCGAAUUUUUUAAAUGACGUGUCUUUCGUGGGUUUCUUCUACAUGUUUCCGUAAGAGACAUCAUUUACUUUAUAUUAAGUGGGGUUCCCUUUAAAGGAAUAUGCUAAGGUAUUUUUUUUUAU
Labeo rohita (rohu) is the source of this 4157-nucleotide messenger RNA. It is a transcript of the gene kdm7aa, whose product is annotated as lysine (K)-specific demethylase 7Aa. The coding region runs from base 41 to 2518 and encodes 825 amino acids. Gene Ontology annotation, molecular function: transcription coregulator activity; histone demethylase activity. The transcript has 18 exons. Gene Ontology annotation, biological process: regulation of transcription by RNA polymerase II; protein demethylation. The record is from RefSeq and is a predicted model, not a curated record. Lineage: Eukaryota; Metazoa; Chordata; Actinopteri; Cypriniformes; Cyprinidae.